UAUUGAUAUAAAAUAUAAAUAGUAUGUAAAAAAAUGAAGAUAAAAAAAAGUGACUUUAUGGUAGGGUGGGCCGAAGAGGGGGCUUAUUUAUUAGUUAUAAAUACAUUUUAAAGUUGUUUGUUUGUUUUUUCAAAUGUUCUAUAAAUAUACUUAACUUUGUGACACAGUUUUAUGUUAAUAAUAUUGUGAAUUUGUGAAAUUCAUGGAAUAUUGGACAUAUUUUCUGUGAAUGGUGGAUUUUUCAUUAUUAGGGGUAAGUGUGUUUGAUCUCAUUUUUCUAUGUUAAAUACUUGUCUGAUGAUAAUGAAUUUACUUUUUUUGGAUUCCUCUGUUCUUGGGCAUUAAAUUUGAUACAUAUUAUGUCAAAACUGAUAAUGGUUUUGUUAUUCAGGAUGAUGAUAAAGUAUAAUUUGCAAUUUUUUUUUUUACGGAGGGGGUGGGGUCUGGGGGGGCUCAAUUAACAGGCAUAAAUGUCUUAAAACACUUAUUUAUAUAUUUUUUUCAAAUGUUCUAUAAAUAUACUUUACUUUGUGAUACAUUUUUCUAUUAAUAAUAUUGUGAAUUUGUGAAAUUCAUGGAUUGUUGGACAUAUCUUCUGUGAGUGAUGGAUUUUUCAUUAUUAGGGGUAAGUGUGUUUGACCUCAUUUUUUCAAGUUAAAUAAUUGUCUGUUGCUUCUGAUUUUAUUUUUAUUGAAUUCCUCUAUUCUUGGGCAAUAAAUUUGAUAUAUAAUAUGUCAAUAAAAGCCAAUUUGAAAUUGGUCAAAAAAAUGGUCCUAAAAGUAGAAUGUUGAGAGCUCAAUCUGUUUUCCGCCACUUACAACUUUUAAAAAAUACACUAGCUAACCCUGUAUAACUAUAUAAUGUCUUUAAAUUCACAUUUAUACUGUUUUUACAUUUAAUUUUUUGCACUCCCAGUUUAGGGAGUUAGCGAUUUCUGAAAAUAAUUUUUAAAAAAAUUUUGUUAUCAUCUGUUUAUGUCUCAUAAUUUCACCACAAAAAGGGCCUAAAUGUAAAUACUAGACCAGUGUCACUCAGUUAAGUAGUGACCAUAGUGUAGUAUAUAAGUGAACUUCAAAUAAACACAACAUCUAUAGAACAAGUAAAGGCAUAUAAAUAUCUAGGCUUUAUCAUUAAUAACAAGUUUUCAUGGGAAGACCACCUUGGAACUCUGACAAAGAAAACAGCCCAGCGACUAUUUUUUCUAUACAGACUCAAUAGCUUUAAACUAAACAAGAAGAUCCUAGAUACUUAUUAUGGCGCGACAAUACAAAAUCUGCUAAACAUAUGGAAUAACUUGUUGGCAAGGCAACGCUUCAUCUAAACUGUUGCAACAUCUAAAAAACAUCAUAAAAAGGGCAUCAAAAAUUACACUCACAACAUUACCAUAUUGAAAGGAACUUUUUGAACAAAAGUGACUAAGGAAAAUUGAAAAAAUCUUGGAAGACAACGGCCUCUAUUCCAGCAAAAGGUCUAAAGAGAUUUUAAAGCAUUGCCUUGGACAUAUGUGUACAUUGCAUAUGAUCACAUAGAAUGCAUUUAUAGCUGCACAGGAAAAUAUCCAUAACACAAGUUCAUGUACAGAAAAUGGUCUACCUUGAUUACAAUGCUACAACACCUCUAGCUCCUGAAGUCAUUGAUGUGAUAACUGAAUCAUUGAGAGAAGCAUGGGGUAAUCCUUCAAGUUCUCAUGAGCUAGGCUGUAAAGCAAAAGAGGUUAUAUCUUUAGCAAGAACCCAAGUUGCUAACAUGAUUGGGGCAAAUAUAUCAGAUAUAAUUUUUACUUCAGGAGGGACUGAGGGAAAUAAUUGGAUUCUACAAAUGGCAGUUAAGUACUACCAUGAAACAUUUAAGAUUGAAUGUAUUGGAGACACCAACAAUAAGACAAGCAGACCACAUUUUAUAACUUCUAAUAUUGAGCAUGACUCUAUAAAGCUUGUCUUAGACCACUUUCAGUCGGAAGGAAUAGCUGAUGUUACCUUUGUACCUGUGAGAACCACAACUGGAGCAGUAGAUGUUCAAGAUAUACUGGCUGCCAUACGACCUUCCACAAUAAUGAUUACUGUAAUGUUGGCCAAUAAUGAAACAGGGGUCCUGCAGCCAGUGUCAGAUAUUUGCCACCAAGUCAAAUCAUUGAAAAGAAACAUUGGUGAAACCAAAAGAAUCCUGUUACACACAGAUGCUGCUCAAGCUAUUGGUAAAGUAUCUGUGAAUGUAGAGGAUCUAGGAGUGGACUACCUCACUGUUGUUGGGCAUAAAUUUUAUGCACCCAGAAUAGGAGCUAUAUUUGCUAAAAAUCCUGGGCAAACUUCACCAAUCUAUCCACUACUGUUUGGUGGUGGUCAGGAAAGAAAUUUCAGACCUGGAACUGAAAAUACUCCAAUGAUUGCAGGCCUCGGUAAGGCGGCACAACUUGUAUUUGACAACGUAGGCAUGUAUCACUCUCAUAUGUUGGAGAUACGAAAUUAUUUGGAACUUAAACUGAUAGAGAAUUUUCAAGACUCUGUUUGUUUCAAUGGUAAAUUCCAAUGCAGUGAACGUCUACCCAAUACAUGCAAUGUGUCAUUUAUAGGCAGCAAGAGCAUAAAAGGUCAUGAAAUACUGAGUAAUGUCCCCUCAUUACAAGCAAGUGUGGGUGCAGCAUGCCAUGCACAAAAUAGGCCAUCUUCCAUAUUAUUAGCUAUUGGAGUUCCAGAGGCUGUUGCCUGGAGUGCACUCAGGAUUUCUGUUGGUAGAGAGACAAGAAAAGAAGACAUUGAUUCCGUCAUUCAAGAUUUAGUUGUGUUUUUUAAUCAGCGCAAGUCAUUAGUGCAAGGUCACUAAAUAUGUUGUUCUAUAGGCACUUUAUUUCAUUCCAAACAUAAAAAGAGUGGAAUAUUCAAAUCAUUGAGAACCUGUUUUAAAACUAGUAUGAAAACACAUACAUUAAGCACAACCACAAAAUCUUUCAUUCGAAGACCAAUGAGGAUAUGAUAGUAAUCAUAAUGUGUACACCAAAUUGAAGAUGGCGGAUGCUUGAUCUAGAUCUAGUGCCUUGUUUCUAUGAUUUUGGCAGUUUUCUGCGUUGUUUUGAUUGCUCUUGUGUUUAUCUGUCAAGGGAGUAUAUCUCUAUAGUGGAAUUUUCAAAUUGCUGUCUUUUUUUUUACUAUCAUAUUUUUUUAUUUCUUUAAAGGCGGUCGCUUUCCAAUCGCAUUUCCUG
This is a messenger RNA of Biomphalaria glabrata, 3196 nucleotides long. Its product is annotated as selenocysteine lyase-like. The transcript has 13 exons. NCBI's taxonomy places the organism in Eukaryota, Metazoa, Mollusca, Gastropoda, Planorbidae. The coding region runs from base 1585 to 2820 and encodes 411 amino acids. The record is from RefSeq and is a predicted model, not a curated record.